Molecule: messenger RNA, 609 nt
Organism: Dovyalis caffra
Lineage: Eukaryota; Viridiplantae; Streptophyta; Magnoliopsida; Malpighiales; Salicaceae
Source: the annotation of a GenBank genome assembly
AUGGGCAGUAAUGACUACUUAAACAACUAUUUCCAGCCGGAAUAUUACAACACAAGCAAAAGGUAUACCCUGAGAGACUAUUCCAGCGUUCUUAUGGACCAGUACUUUGAGCAAUUAAUGACUCUUUAUAAUUACGGAGCAAGGAAAAUUGCGGUGUUUGGACUGGGACGACUAGGUUGCGCUCCUCGCGCAAUUGAGUUAUACAGCACAAAUGGCACCGUAUCAUGCUCAUCAAAAUUGAACCUUGCAUCCAGCCUUUUCAACAGGAGACUUAUAAGACUUACCCGUCGACUAAAUAAAGACCUAGACGAUGCACAAUUCACUUAUGUAAACGUUUCUGGGAUAGGAGAGGGCGAUCCUGCUCAACUUGGUUUCAAGGUUGCAACAUCGUCAUGCUGUAAAGUGAGGGAGGAUGGUCAAUGUAUUCCUGACGAAAAACCUUGCGCUAACAGGAGUGAAUAUGCAUUCUGGGACUCCUUCCAUCCAACAGAGGCUGCAAACAGAGUAACAGCAGCAAGAGCAUACAGUUCUUAUCUUCCUUCUGAUUCUGAACCAUUUGAUAUCCAUCAUUUAGUUGAGCUUGAUCUAGGAAAUCAAACCAAAUCAUAA